Aaosphaeria arxii CBS 175.79 is the source of this 1980-nucleotide messenger RNA. Its product is annotated as glycoside hydrolase family 43 protein. Bases 253 to 1896 code for a protein of 547 amino acids. Gene Ontology annotation, biological process: carbohydrate metabolic process. NCBI's taxonomy places the organism in Eukaryota, Fungi, Ascomycota, Dothideomycetes, Pleosporales. The transcript has 2 exons. The record is from RefSeq and is a predicted model, not a curated record. Gene Ontology annotation, molecular function: hydrolase activity, hydrolyzing O-glycosyl compounds.
CCCGUUGCUCCCAUAUCGAAAACUCGCAGCACCCUCCGCUUAUGUUAUAAAUUUCUAGCAGACUACGAUUCUAUUUUGCCGGGUUUCCACAAUGGGCUCCACUGUUCGGACCGUGACGGACUAUCUAGGCGCAGUCGCGUGUUCAUGAAAUUCUCAGGGCUGUAUAAUAGCUCCAUCUUGAGAUUUGGCCACCUGGUCUUCCUUCAGCAUCACGUUUUUCAUGUUUCGAGCAUUGUCAAGCAUUGUCAAGCCAUGGAUAAUCACACCACCUACCAUAAUCCCAUCAUUCCAGGAUUCGCGCCAGAUCCGUCCAUUGUCCUCGUCGAUGGCAUAUUCUAUCUCGUGACAUCUUCUUUCCACGUCUUUCCUGGCCUUCCGAUUUACGCAUCUCGAGACCUCCAGAAUUGGACGCAUGUUGGAAACGCUCUUAACCGCCCCGAGCAGAUGAGUCUGCGACGGUCCAGCACCAAUCAUGUUCCUCUCGACACAGGUUUCUCGAUGGUAGCUUCUGGUGGCCUCUUCGCGGCGACCAUCCGGUAUUGGCGAGGAAAGUUUUACAUCAUCUGCACCAACGCCGCGAUUGAUAUCGAAGACAUAUCCUCAUCUAGCCUUGACAACUUCAUCAUUUCCACUACAGACAUCUGGACCGGCGACUGGAGCGAUCCUGUUUACAUUCCAUUCAUGGGCAUUGAUCCCAGCUUGUAUUUUGACGACGAUGGUAGGGCGUAUGUACAGGGCUGCUAUAUGCUACAACAUGGAAAGCAGCCGACAUGCACAAUCAAGCAGUUUGAGGUCGAUGUCGAGACGGGCGAGGCAUUGUCAGAGACGAGAGAGAUUUGGGGGGGCUACGCGAAAUACGAUACCGAGGGUCCGCACAUCUACAAACGGGGGAAGUGGUACUAUCUGCUGGCUGCGGAGGGCGGUACAUUUGAGCACCAUAUGCUCUCCAUCUCGCGGUCGGAGAACGUAUGGGGCCCGUAUGAGACUGCGCCAUGCAAUCCGAUUCUGACCGCCGAUGGCACCGACGAAUAUAUCCAGAACACUGGACAUGGCGAGCUCUUCCAAGAUAGUCAUGGACUAUGGUGGGCCGUACUCCUCGCUGUACGCAACGAACCAACUUGCCAGCCUCUAGGACGGGAAACAUUCCUCGCGCCCGUCGACUGGCCAGAAGACGGAUGGCCCAAAGUCCAGCAGCCGAAGAUGAAGUUCCGCGCGCCCGUAGUUGACGCAGGCUCAGAAGCCACAAUGGCCUGGCCAGCUCCAAUUCCGGCAAGACUCGCAGAUCUCUACAUUUCCGAGCCCGAACUGCGCAGGUACAAACUCCCUUCCUCCGAACAGGGUCCGUUCAGCCUGGUCCCCAGCCUCGAAAAUAUGGCCGACCGCUACGGCACCAGCACAUUCAUUGGCCGUCGCCAGCGAUCUCUCGAGUCGACUGCGACCACGUCCAUCGAUUUGGCGCACAGUAAAUGCAAGCUCAUGGGCGGCUCAAUCCGUGCCGGCCUUGCGGUGUAUAAGGACCACAUGCGCCAUGCCUUUCUCGAGUACGAUUUCACCACUCGCACCGCAAGUUGCAAGAUAAGGAACAAAUCUACACAGCUUGACCGAGUUUCAGAGGCCAGCAUGAUGAUCGAGGAGACUGCGGGAAUGCUGCACAUGAUGAUCGUUGCGUCUAGCGAGACGUACAGAUUCCUAGCGAAAGUGAAGGAUGGAGAAAAUGAGUGGAUGGAGCUUGGAAGCUGUGGAACGAAGGAACUGGCUACGCGCGAGAUGACAGGGCCGAUCUUUGGUUGCUUUGCUACUACAACGGCGCCGCAGGGUGAGCGUGGGGAGGUUGCUUUCGAGGCUCUUGUAGUUAGCACUGGGGAGAAGGAGAAGGAGAUAACCCCCAGAAUCUAGAUAGUAGUGAUCAUAUGAUAUAGCUUACUUUAGGAUAUGGUAGUCCAGGGACGACAGGAUUUCGUGCUUCGCAGCUUCACAAAC